AUAAUUUACAAAAAAAAAUCGUGUCGUUGCCCGAAGACGUCAAUGCUAAAUUCGUCGAACAUUAUUUACAGAAAACCACACAACUUUCCAUUGUACAAUUGAUUUCUGUUAAUUUAAUAUAAAUUUAGUCACUUAACAACAACCCUUACAAUGCCACGUGGAAAGUAUACCAACCAUAAGGGACGCAACCGUAAGUUCACGAGCCCUGAGGAGUUAGAAGAACAGAGGAAGCAAGAGGAACUGAAGAAAAAAUGGAGAAAGGAACAUGGAGAUGAAAGCUCAAGUGAAGAGGAAUCUGAAGGAAACAAAUCUGGUUCAGAUGAUAGUGACGACAGUGAUUCUGACGAAGAUCACCCAACCAAAGCGAAGGGUGUAUCUGGCCUCAUUGAAGUAGAAAAUCCCAACCGAGUAGUAAAGAAGAAUAAGAAAUUAACAACUUUGAAUACCACCAUUGGGGAAGGAGGAGAAAAACCUCAACUCUCAAGGCGUGAACGAGAAGAAAUCGAAAGGCAACGGGCAGCCGCGGCGUACCAGAAGGCGCACGCGGAGGGAAAGACUGACCAGGCGCGCGCCGACCUCGCUCGCCUCGCCAUCAUCCGCCAGCAGAGGGAGGAGGCGGCCAAGAGACGCGAGGCUGAGAAGAAGGCCAAGGACGAUACUCCAAAGAAGAGGUAGAUAAAUACUCAACAUUAGUCUAUGACAGGAUUGCCAUCAUUUUGUUCAUUCGGCGGCUUCGGAAUUCAUGGAUCCUCUCACAAAAGUGAUAUUUGUUUUAAAAAAUUACCAUUAUUUUACAUAUCCACAUCAAAAAAUUAAAUAACUGUAAAUUAAUAAAAAAAAAACAUAAACUAUACACACUCACGUCCAAUGAAAUGACUGCCAUUUUCUACCAUUUUGGUAGGGAUUGAUAUUAAAUUACUACUAAUUCUUAUUUGACUAGGGCGCCGAAGAUGUCAAUUUGGUAGAUUUUCUACUGCACAAUUAUUAAUGUUGUUAAUGAUUUCGGAAAUGGUUUGUGUUUUACAAGUAUGCAUAAAAAUCGAAUGAAGAGAUUGAAACAGUUGAGAAUUGACAAUAUUGUUUCUAGUAAAUGUAAGUUUGUUGUGUUUUUAUGUACAACACAAUAAACUAGAAGGAAAUGUGCAAUUUUUAGUACAUACUAUUCUGUUUUUUAAUUAAUAUCUUAGCUAAUUUACAAUAAUUCUUGUAAAAUUUAAUUAAUGAAACAGAUCUUUUAACUGUGCUCUAUAUGAAAUAUCUUAAUUGGUUUUAUUAAAUCUUAAUGCAUGCAUACACGUGUAUAAAUUUUAUCAGCAUAAAUAUAACAUUAAUCGUUAUUAGAAAAUUAUAAUUCCUUUACCUUUUUUAAUAAAUUCAGAUAAUUUACUCAUUUUUAGUUUUUAAUGGCUAGCACAUUUUUAUAUUACAGCUAUAAAAAUAUAACACAAUUGAGGCAAAAUUUAUGAUAUUAUUUAAGAUUGUGUGAAUUUCAAGCCAAAUGGUUUACAUGAAAUGCUGAUCUAAUGGCGAAAAUACACACCGGUAAAUAUUGUAACCAUAAAUGCCUUAAAAUAAAAACAUUUUUGGUUAAAAAAAAGCAUUGAUGAAGUUAUAUAACUUCACAUAAUUUCACUGAUGCACUGAAUGUGUGUUUGUGUUAGUAACUCGUGAAAAUAUCCAUACUAAGUGACCCACUUAGGGAGGAGGGGAGUUCUCAAAAUACUAUGACCUCCGUUGCUAGGCCUAAUUCCUAGACUUUGACAGGUUUAGACCGAGAAACUUAUAGUUCGCUCGGAACAUGAAACAUGUUUUUUUCCAGUAAACAAAAACAAAUCCCAUCCGGGUUAGUGAUAGCUGUGCAGUUCCAUAUGUUGCUAUGUCAGAGAGGACACUAAGUUUGGCGUAAGCUAUAAUUAUUAUAGACAACACGUGAUCACUGAAAUAUAUGGUUUAAUUAAAUGUUUAAUAUUUUUUGAUUUAUCAGUUUUGUUUUCCAGAUAUAGAUAUACUGCCACGUGCUGUCGUUCCGCAAAUGUGCUAGCUUUAAUAUCUAUAAUUAUGUAAAAAGUUCUUAAUAAAAUAAACUAACUGUAUAUUUUACAUUAUUUUAAAUACUUAAUGCAAUAAAAAUAAUUUGUUUUUAAUUACUUCCAUAACAUUGUGUAUUGCAUUCUCAUUUCCACCUGGAUUCUGUAUGAAUUUGCUUAGAUCUAAUUGUUAGAUAGUCUCACUAGACAAUUUUUAUAUGCGAAUGUGUAUCUGUAUAAUAAAAAACGUAAAAUGGAA
Messenger RNA from Bicyclus anynana (squinting bush brown), 2286 nucleotides. Its product is annotated as 28 kDa heat- and acid-stable phosphoprotein. The record is from RefSeq and is a predicted model, not a curated record. The transcript has 6 exons. Bases 151 to 675 code for a protein of 174 amino acids. Gene Ontology annotation, cellular component: cytosol. Lineage: Eukaryota; Metazoa; Arthropoda; Insecta; Lepidoptera; Nymphalidae. Gene Ontology annotation, molecular function: RNA binding.